CUUAAUAAAAUUAAAGAUGCUGCCAUGCAUGGAGCUAUAAAUACAUGGAGCUCCCAGUCCCAGCUUUGAUAGUUUCAUUGCAGGACAGUCUAAAGUUUCCAGAGAUCAGAAAGAUAAAGAGAAGGCCAGAGAGAUCUAGAGACCAGAUAUGGGAGCCCAUGAUCAGCAGCAAGCUGAGAGUGAAGUAGUUCCAGCAGUUGGAGGGAGUAACGUCCGCAUCGCAGCCGCUCAUGAUUUGGAGGGAGAGAAUGUACUCCCUCCAUUCGUCGAUCAUGAUAUCAAACAACUCGAUCAUGAUUAUCAUGAAGACCCUAAUCACCAGAAACCGGGAUGGAGAAAGUUCAUAGCACAUGUAGGUCCUGGAUUCCUUGUUUCUUUAGCUUACCUUGACCCCGGCAAUUUGGAAACUGAUCUGCAAGCAGGAGCAAGUCACAGAUAUGAGCUACUGUGGGUUGUACUCAUUGGAUUGAUCUUUGCGCUCAUAAUCCAAUCUUUGGCUGCAAAUCUUGGAGUCAGCACUGGAAAACAUCUUUCAGAGUUAUGCAAGGCUGAGUACCCCAAAUAUGUGAAGUAUUGCCUAUGGUUGCUAGCUGAGCUUGCUGUCAUAGCAGCUGACAUACCCGAAGUGAUCGGGACAGCCUUUGGACUAAAAAUAUUGUUUCAUAUUCCGUUAUGGGCUGGAGUUUUGUUCACUGGUUUGAGCACUCUCUUACUUCUUGGCCUGCAGAGAUACGGGGUUAGGAAGCUGGAAUUGCUGAUAGCUGUGCUGGUGUUCGUGAUGGCUGCUUGUUUCUUUGCGGAAUUGAGUUACGUGAAGCCUCCAGCAGCUGAUGUGCUAAAAGGAUUGUUUAUACCAAAGCUCAAGGGUCAAGGAGCCACUGGCGAUGCCAUCGCCCUCUUGGGUGCCCUUGUCAUGCCGCACAAUCUCUUCCUCCACUCGGCUCUUGUCUUGUCCAGAAAAAUACCCACUUCUGUUCGUGGAAUCAAUGAUGCAUGUCGAUAUUUCUUGAUAGAGAGUGGAUUCGCAUUGUUUGUGGCAUUUCUAAUAAAUGUUGCAGUUGUUUCUGUAUCUGGUGCUGUUUGCUCAGACAAUAGCCUCACAGAUGAUGAUUCAGAUCGUUGCAGUGAUCUUAACCUUAACUCUGCAUCUUUCCUUCUCAAGAAUGUGUUGGGUCGGUCAAGCUCAACCAUUUAUGCCAUUGCAUUACUGGCUUCAGGACAAAGCUCCACCAUCACAGGCACUUACGCAGGGCAAUUCAUCAUGCAGGGGUUUUUGGAUCUCAAGAUGAAAACGUGGGCUAGGAACUUGAUGACUAGGUGCAUUGCCAUUACACCUAGUCUUGUUGUUUCCAUUAUUGGUGGAUCUUCAGGUGCAGGCAGACUGAUCAUCAUCGCAUCGAUGAUACUCUCAUUUGAACUUCCAUUUGCUCUAAUCCCUCUCCUUAAAUUCAGUAGCAGUACCACCAAGAUGGGACCACACAAGAAUUCAACCUAUGUUAUUGUGAUCUCGUGGAUCCUAGGCGUGGGCCUAAUUGGCAUCAACAUAUACUACUUGAGCACGGGCUUCGUGGAUUGGCUAAUUCACAACAGUUUACCCAAGGUUGCAAAUGUGUUCGUGGGGAUCUUAGUGUUUCCCCUAAUGGUCGUCUACAUCCUUGCAGUGAUCUACCUAACCUUCCGAAAAGAUGCUGUUGUAACAUUCAUAGACCCCACAAAGGAUGACCCAGCAGCCCAAAACAAUAUGGAACAUGGGCGAGGUGGCGCUGAUCGGCCAGGACAAGUGGACGGCAUCCCUUACAGAGAGGACGUGGCUGAUAUCCCGUUUCCGGAAUAGAGGAGGGGGUUUCAAGAUCAAAUGCUUCACCUUCGUCUAACCUAGGGAGCUCCAUAAUUUAUGUUAAUAACUUUCUGAAGGAGUUAUAUAGGGCUUCCUCGGCAUUAUUUGAAGCUUCUUCGAGUUCUUCUAAAGCUUUAUUCCUACAAGGAGAAGAAAAUAAAACUUUGCCCAGGUCCCCUAUAUAUAUAUAUAUAUAUAUAGACACACACAUAU
This is a messenger RNA of Carya illinoinensis, 2050 nucleotides long. RefSeq names its product metal transporter Nramp5-like. The record is from RefSeq and is a predicted model, not a curated record. The coding region runs from base 149 to 1834 and encodes 561 amino acids. Lineage: Eukaryota; Viridiplantae; Streptophyta; Magnoliopsida; Fagales; Juglandaceae. The transcript has 13 exons. Gene Ontology annotation, molecular function: cadmium ion transmembrane transporter activity; manganese ion transmembrane transporter activity. Gene Ontology annotation, biological process: metal ion transport. Gene Ontology annotation, cellular component: membrane.